Paramuricea clavata is the source of this 5823-nucleotide messenger RNA. Lineage: Eukaryota; Metazoa; Cnidaria; Anthozoa; Malacalcyonacea; Plexauridae. The record is from the annotation of a GenBank genome assembly.
AUGCCAAGAUCAUUUUUGAUUCGAAAACUUCUCGCAAUCAGCGACAACGAAGACGACGAUCCGACAGAUGCUGGACGUGAAGCUAGUGAAAUCGGAAAAGAACGUGGUAAGUAAUUUUGUUUUAUAACAAAUUAUUAUAUAUAACAAAUUUAAUAAUUUAAUAUAUAUAACAAAUUAUUGAGCUUGAGCAUUUAACUUGUGUUCAGCAUGAAAAGCAUUUGUUAUGAAUGCUUUAAUAAGUUCUCCCUGACACAGCCAGGUAUAUACUACAAGCAUGAAAAGUAGUUGUUAUGAAUGCUUCAAUACGUUCUCCCUGACACAGCCAGGUAUACUUGACCAUAUAACCUUCACGGGUUAUUACAACAAUGUAUUUUUGGAAAUUUCGCAUUGGCGUUUAAGCGUUUGAUGUAAUCUUUGACUCAGUUCUCAACAAAGUGACUCAAUCACCAAGUCAGAUUCCAGACGUAGUAUCAAGUUCUCUCAGGAGAGAUGCGGCCCUAUAAAGCUCGUUAAUGAAUGUGUUCUGUUGGUUCAAACAUUUAACAACUGCAUUGAACGGUUCACAUCGCCACUAAAACCUAGAUUUAAAUUUGCAUUACUUUCAUGAUAAAUUAAAGCGAUCAUUCUGAUCCAUAGAUUUGAACAAGAACAAUAUAAUAACAAUACAACCGUAAAUUAUCUAAAGAUAUAUCUUAACUUUACGAAUCAUGUGUGCAUGCAAUUUGUACAGCUGAAAUAUUCGAUCGAGUAGAAUUGAAGGGAAACAACUAUGAAGUCUGCAACCACUUCACUGAAUGCCCUGUUAGUGUUACAGUAAAGGGUUAUCAUGCAUGCAGGCCCGUUGCCGUGAUAUUGUCCCCUAUAUUGAGCUGUUGUUAGUAAAAUGCCCUUAAAUCUAGAUGGGAUGCCUGAAACGACAAAGCAAAAUCUGCUGCAUGCAUGUGAUACGUACACAACCUAAAUUUUGAUUGCCUUUGGUUAACUAUAAUCGUUAGAGCGAGUAAAGAGCCGAGAGGAAAGAGAAAAAGUUGCAUUUUCCGAAACGCGAGGCUAUAUCCAUAUGGCUUAUUGGGUUUCAAAUAUAAACAGUGGCCAAUUUAAUAAAUAUACAUGACGAGGCAAAUGAACUCAAUGCCUUAUAGGCGAGGGUUACAAUAAAGCUGUGCAAACGACGUAUUUUGAAAAUUAUAAUCAGCAUUACAUAAUGAACAUGCAUAUGCGUUUCACAUUUCAAGGUUUCCUGUUAGGAAAUAGGCCUACAUUUAUUCACAAUUAAGAACUUGCACGUAUAUCAGAAACUAUAAGUUUGCCUAUAUUAUAGUUUACAAAAAAAAGAUGAUCACUAUAUAAAAUUCAAAUAGACCUACAAAAUAUUUUUUAUGUAGUUGGAGAAAAGGUUCAGCAUAAAUAUAUAAAUGGAUGCAUCGUUGUAUUGACCUGUCCAUGAGUUACAAAUAAACAGAUACGAUUUUUUAAUUGCCUGACCUGUAACAUAUAUCUGCCUGAUAUAUUGGUUUGGUAUAGAUCAUUCUAUGCUUGUUUCACUAUAGAAAACGCCCUAAAGUGCUACAAGAGAACGAAACAGUAUAGUAUGGCGUAGAAUGUAAAAACUAAAGAGUUUUACAUUGGCGUUGCGCCAAGAGACGCGGGCGAAGUUUACUAAUUAGGCUUGUCAAAAAGUUUUAAAAUUUGCACACGAUGCCGCAGUCAAUUUCUAGUGAGCCUUAGCAGGUUGUUUUUUAAUGUUAGCGGCGCGAUCGGCUCUUCGACGUCCACAAUUGACCGUCCAAAGUUCCAUUUCGGAUCAUGAGUAACAAGAUGGAGAUUAUUUCACUCAUCGUAUUGCCAAAAUUAGUCGCAAGUAUUUUGUAAUGAGGUAUACAAUACAUGCAAUCAUCUAUAACGUGUAUAAAAUAUAAUUCACUAUGUAUAGUCAAAGUGAGCAGGUUUAGGUAAAUAAUAAGUAAUUCCACCUGUAAUUUCUUCACGCCUUUCAUCUAUGCCAGUUUAUGCUUGGAGGAUUAUAUCAACUGCGCACAGGCUAUAUAAGGGCGUGACGCUUGAUAUUAAGUAUAACGCAAGCACUUCAUGGUGUAGUGGACACACUAGCUCUCUAAUCCAUGCAUAUCAUUUAUUCCCGUGCUUUCAAUACAGACCUUAUAAGAUACGGUGAAGCCAGGUUCAACGUUUUGAAGGAUUUGUAUGAAAUGUUUGAGAGAACUGACAAUGAGCCAGUUUCCUCAAACAUUCCUUGUGCAAAUCCUUCAAAACGUACACUUUACCAAUGCUUUAAAAUCCCUACUGUGAAUCACAGAAACUUUGAUAGUGUUAACUAGCCUUAAAUUUAGUAUACGGACGUGACAAAAAACACACGCAAAGUUCAGAUAAUGCGCAACACGAGUGAAAACUAUUCAUUCUUUUGUAAAAAAAUUAUAAAGGUAGAAAACAAAUUUAAACUGGUAACAAAUCCAAAAGUAAAACAUAACUAACUGUUCCUUCGGGGACGCUGUUCCUACCGAAGAGAAAAAUCGUCUGGUGUAUAGCAGAUAUGACAACGAAAAUGGUACACGCAUGCAUCCGACUGUUUAUUAUCUAAUUAUAAUGCCCAUGCACUGCGGUAUAUAUCCCUUAUAUACCCAUAAAAUUGUCUGGUGUUAGAGAGAGUAAGAUUAAUAAGUGACUCAUUUGUUACUUGCUUGACUGUUAUCUUAUACAGGGGCCUGUUGUAUAAAAAAGUAGUUCGAAUAUUUUCACUGUUGACAGUUGGGUCUAAAAUCAUUGAAAAUUAACCCCCUUAAGGACUUAAGUUGAUGAAAACUCAUUUCAAUAAACUACGCACAUAUUCAUAAUUAUUAUCAAGUAGGAAUAAAUCUUAGCUAAGCUACGACAAGUUCGUGAUUAGUUGCCUUUUCUUUUGUUAUGCACUGCUUUAAUUAUAGGCACAGAGGUGAAAAAAUGCGAUUCUGACUAACAUUUUUUAUCGUACUUGCUUAUUUUCAGUUUUCUCCACUUGGCAUGAAAAACAUGUCAUUCAAUAGCUAAAAGCCGGAUCUUUCGGAAUUACUGUAAUUGACGUAAAAUAGCGCGCUGAAGUUCGAUUACUACUUUUUUUACACUGUAUAUAUAUUUGUACCAUGGUUCAGUGGUUUACUACAAAAUAAGCAAGUCAACGGAGGAAUGCGAAAUACCUGAUCAUCCAAGGUUUUACAACUUAAAAUAUAAUAAGUGAAACCUUUUUUCAUGAUUUCAUUUCUUUUUUCAUUUUGGGGAUUUUAAUAAAAUUAUUUAAUGUUCGUACGCAACUUGCUACUCAAUACUAUACUGCCAUGAAUUGUGUUCUAGUUCUUACAAAAAUUACGAACACUGAAAAAUACAUCCAUACUAUCCGGUUGUCAUUAUGAUUUAUGGGCACUAUAUAUGGAUCAGUAUUUAGCUAUAUAUAUAUGGUAUUGCUAUUAUACGUGAUAUUUUUAAGCCUGAUUUUACAGUACAUUUUUAAUGGCAAUUAUGUUUUUCAAUGACAUGCCAAGAGUAUAACUUAUAUAUGCCCAUUUAUAGUUUUAAUUCACUUCCUCUCUUUCAAUUAAUACUUUAUAUCUCACAUUAUAUUAUAUAUUUAUACAGUAUUAAAUGCUGCAAUAAAAUUAUAGCCUAUUUAUAGUGAGAAUAUAGUCAGUUAGAAGAUAUAUGUUUUAAACGCAGAGUUUUCAAAAUAUUGCCAUUGCCAUAAUUGGACUGAAAAAUUGGAUGACCCAAGAGUUGAAUUUCGUGAGAAAAACACCGUUAGCAGAAAAGCGUGACGCUUAUAAUAUUGGCGCAAUAUAUGUCAUAUCAGCGCUAUAUCGCAGCCUUUUUUAUUCCUCUUAAUUUUAAUUGUUUUUUAAGUAUCGCACCGGCUGCACGUCCACGCGAGCAUUGCCAACUCGAUUCAUUAAACUUUUCAAUGAAGAAUUUCAAACUAAAUUUUCAACCGAUGUUUUCAACUCGCCCGCCGGUAUCCAGCCACGCACAUUUUAAGUUAUCGUUCACCGCAUCUAGACAAAGAAAUUUUCAGCGCCUUAUGCACUUUGACAAAAGCUCUGUUAUACUUUUCGCCUGAAGGAAAAACAAAGCUAAAUGUCAACAGGUUAGGUUUACAUGCUUAUGAAAUGUAUUGACGUUGUCUAACAGGUUAUAUUUGCACAGUAUAAUAACUUUUGGAGCGUUAUGAGUUUGCCUCUCUGACUCUGGAGCGUAAUUUUAUUCCACAAAAGAAUUAUACAAAAGUUGCAAUUGAUAAUUACUAAACAAAGACCGUUUUAGAACAAUCACUAAUAUAAACUGUAAUUUAUACGGCAAAUUAUAUUCGCAUAAAACGACAGUUGGGAUUAUUGAAAUCGGUAAAUUUAAAAGUGAAUUGAUCAUUAGCCCGCUGCAUGACACAGUCUGAAUAUUACAAUAUUUUUUAGUCACCAAAUUAGACAUUGGUCAUUGCAAUGAUCAACACGGGUAUAAUUUCUGCAACUGUGAAAAAAGGAACUCACAUGUACCACUGAUGAGUGCCGGCAGGUUUCGUAAUCUGCAGAACUUAAAACGUUUGAAGUCAAGAAACUUUGUUUAAAUUUCAGUAACUUCAACAUUUCAUCAUCUUACGGGAGGAAAAUUAUAAAUAUAUUACUAUUAUUAGCGUAAUUAUGCAGGUGCUUGGCAAACAUAAAUGACCAAUUUCUGUUUUAUAUCCAGGUGAUUGUAUCUGUUAAAUGUUAAUGUUUACUUCAUAAUGUUAAUGCUAAGAUAGAUAACUGGGGAGGGCGGGGGUGCCAUCGCCGCAGGAAUCGGUUUCCCCCAACCAGUCACAUUGAUUCUGCCCCUGGAAAAGUAGCUUCAACCGCAAAAGUAGCAUAACGUCUCAGAUAUUACAACAGGAAAACUAAGGAAUGGACUUGAAGCUUAUUUCUUAUAAAAUUUCUUUAUCUCUUUCCCUAUCUGGUGGCAUAUACCCAAGGGACAGUACAUGGCCUCAUAUACCAACAUGUUUUCUACGUGUACGACGUGAACGACUCGUUCUUUUGAAAGAUGAUUUCAAUUAUUUACUAUAAUCGACCAAUCACAUAGCCGGUUUAUUUAUACAGGUAGGGGGCGACCCUACUCAAGUGAAUCCCCUCUCACAUCCUCACUAUUUUCUUACUAACAGAAUGUGCAUAUACAGACCCUCGCCCCGAUAAACGACCACCAGUCUCCCACCACGAAACCACGACCGUACACGAAGAUCAAACCACAGAGAAACACGAAACUACAUUUCACUGUGAACUUUGUACAAGGUCAUUCAACCGAGCAAGUGAUUUGAAACGUCAUCAGUUAGCGCACAUUGAAUCUAAACCAUACACGUGCCGAGUGUGUGACAGACAGUUCACAUGGCUGGGGAAUUUCCACAAGCACUGUGCUACGCAUGCGCCAUCUACACCACACCUCCCGUUCUACCCACAACCCACCAUCUUUAGUAUGUGUCCACCACCACCACCGCCACUCUUUAAUACCACACCCUACAGCAAUCCUGCAUUCUACUUCAGCAGCUUUCCAGCGAGACCGCCAAUGUCGCAUUUUGGUGGAUGUAAUCAAGUGUCACGUGUACUGCAAUGCAGUAUCUGUCGCUUGACCUUCACCACGUCACGUGCUUUGAAAAUGCAUACCAGAAUUCAUAGCGGGGAAAAGCCUUACAAAUGUGGUCAGUGCAAUAAAGCGUUUGCAAGGAAGGAUGAACUGCAUACACACAAGUAUUUUCACACAGGUAACGACGGUUUGUUCUUGAGAUUUUAUUUUGAGGCUAUACGCAGUACUAAAUAG